Messenger RNA from Paramacrobiotus metropolitanus, 1419 nucleotides. Its product is annotated as transcriptional repressor scratch 1-like. The transcript is spliced from 4 exons. Gene Ontology annotation, molecular function: RNA polymerase II cis-regulatory region sequence-specific DNA binding; DNA-binding transcription factor activity, RNA polymerase II-specific. Lineage: Eukaryota; Metazoa; Tardigrada; Eutardigrada; Parachela; Macrobiotidae. Gene Ontology annotation, biological process: regulation of DNA-templated transcription. The record is from RefSeq and is a predicted model, not a curated record. Bases 235 to 1113 code for a protein of 292 amino acids.
UAAAAUUAAAACAGUUACCAGCCAGCUGAGGAUGCUCAUGAAGAGCGAUGGGUAAAAUGCGCGCUGAUUAUUCUAUGCUGUGCUUUGGAAGCUAAGCCAUAUUAACGAAAACUCCAUUCCAAGCAGUUUCCCUUCUCCCGUCCUCUAAACGCUAGCAGGUUGCCAACACAGUGGCCAAAGAUCAAGUGGUCUUUCUGCGGAAAUUAUUCCCUCCUUUCAAAGUUAUAAUCCAUCAUGCCGCGAGCUUUUUUAUUCUCAGCCAAACGGUAUUCUGCUGGUCGACGGACGUUCCGUGAAACGCCGUGCAGUAACCAUAAACCGGAUGACACACCGUCGAUUAAUCCAAUCAUAAUUAAACCCAGCACGGAGAAUUUCUUCGGUGGAGUUUUUAACGUCAUCUUUCCUGCGCACCUGGUGAUUGAGCCCAGUCAGCCAUUGGCUAGCUUACCUGUGAAUGUCGCCGGACAGACGGGUGUCGUUGACACUGUGACCACUGAUAGCGAUCAACCGGUUGUGAGCGACACGGAUACAAUUCAACGUGAUAAAGAGAGGGGGAAUAAUACGGUCCAACGGCGACAUAAAGUCAAACGACCCCCAACAGGCAGCGAGAAUGGCAGUGUUCCCGGGGCGCAUGUGUGUCCGGAUUGCGGGAAAUGCUAUACAACAGCCAGUAAUUUGACACGGCAUCGGCAAACUCAUCGGAGUAUUUCGGAUAAAAAAGCUCGAAAAUGUCCGUAUUGUGAUCGCAUCUACGUGUCUUCGCCCGCAUAUAACAUGCAUGUGCAGACGCAUGUCCAAAGUUGCGAGUGCCCAUACUGCAAAAAGCGAUUUAGCCGGCAGUGGUUGCUUCAGGCAACGUCGGCAAGUAACGUAAGCGAUACUGAAGUAUUCAUUCGGCUUGUGCAGGGACACAUGCGAACACAUACGGGAGAGAAACCAUUCCAGUGUAAACUGUGCAAUAAACAGUUUGCCGAUAAAUCCAACUUACGAGCUCAUACACAGACCCAUUCGGCGGAACGACCUCAUGUAUGCUCCGUGUGCGGAAAGUCUUUCGCACUAAAAAGCUACCUGACAAAGCAUGAGGAAGCCUCCUGUAAUCCCAGCAAGUCAUAAGAGAAACUAGUCCGUCGCUUUAUGUUGGAAAGAAUAUUGUUGUUUUGUUAUCUUUUAAUUCAUUUUGUUCAGUUCAGGGAUCGGCAUUCCUUGCCAGUUAACUGUCAUUAUUGGUAAUGAGCGUGGCUUGAAUUACUCGCACCGAAUGUAGCAUUACGGCCAAAUUAAUCAGUCGAAUAGCUUCUCCGGUUACGUGGAUAUGAUUAACGAUGAUUAUUAUAGUAUUUAAAAAAACAAAUAGUAAAAUUUUCAGUAUGGGCUAUUUAUUCACCCCGAAAUUUCUGAAAGAUGAAAUAAAGUGGCAGG